Aspergillus alliaceus is the source of this 1644-nucleotide messenger RNA. RefSeq names its product splicing factor cactin. Gene Ontology annotation, cellular component: cytoplasm; spliceosomal complex. Gene Ontology annotation, molecular function: protein binding. The coding region runs from base 1 to 1644 and encodes 547 amino acids. Gene Ontology annotation, biological process: mRNA cis splicing, via spliceosome. The transcript has 5 exons. The record is from RefSeq and is a predicted model, not a curated record. NCBI's taxonomy places the organism in Eukaryota, Fungi, Ascomycota, Eurotiomycetes, Eurotiales, Aspergillaceae.
AUGUCGUCGCGUCUUCCAGACAGAACAGGUUCAACGAAGCGAAGCCGAUCUGGAUCUCCAUCGCGUCAACCCCAGAAGCUCCCCCGCAGGCAUGAUGGGAGGGACUACCAGGACGAUGCGAGAGGCCGACCGUCACAGUCGAGAAAUAUGAGGGACCAGAUGCGUUUGAAUCAAUUACAAGAAGACGAGCAAGUGCGUGAAUGGGUGGCGCAGGAGGACAUUUUCGUGCUUAAACAGGCCAAAAAGAAGGCGGAGAUCCGUGUCAAAGAGGGCCGGGCGAAGCCUAUCGAUUGGCUUACUGUUACCCUACGAUUUAUCGACCCUACGAGGAACCCUCUUGAUGAUGAGAUUGCCGACUCAGACUUGGAUAUUGUGGAUCCAGAUGGCGUUUUCGAAGGACUGUCCCAGAGUCAAUUGUUUGACUUGGAGAAGGAUAUUGAUACGUUCCUAGGCUUGGAGGCGAAUUCACAAAAUAGAGAUUUUUGGAAGACUAUGAGGAUUAUCUGUCGCGAGCGUCAGAAAACCACUGCCCCCGAAGGACGUGCGCUCAGUUCUGUUGCUGCGGAUAUCAAUAGACUUUUGAGCCCUAAAUCAUACGAACAACUUCAAACCCUUGAAGCACAGGUCAAGAAGAAGCUAAAUUCUAAUGAACCGAUUGACACCGACUACUGGGAAGAGCUACUGCGAAGCCUUACCGUCUGGAAAGCUCGCGCUAAAGUGAAGAGAGUCUUUGAGGCCGUCAUAGACGAACGUAUUCGAGGGUUACGCCAACAACAGCGUGAAGAGGCAGAGUCAGUUCAAGCAAAACUUGCACCUCUAGCGCCUGUAAUCCAGCCGUCUAUUGCGGAUCCACAAACUAGGUUGGAUGAAGUAUUCUGCGGCCUUGACCCGGACCCACUACUUCAGAUUCGCCCAGAAGAUAAAGUUCUGGAAAUAGUGGAUGAAACGAGCUUUCUGGAUCAGGUGGCUCGCGAACGUAAAAAGGUCCUCAAGAUGGGCUUUGUGCCACUUCGCCAGAGGCAAGCAGAGAAGUCUUCGGCUAUUGCAGUGAAUCAAACACCGAAUAUACCUGUUUCCACCGGCUCGGCUCGUUUCUCAGCCAUACCUAACGAAGAUUUCUCGCAAGCAACAAAGGCACUCUAUGAAAGAGAGCUUGCGAAAGGCGUCAGUGAGAAUGAAGAGAUCUUUGCAGCCGAAGAAGCUGUAAGCACAAGCUCCCGCCCUCAGUGGGCGAAUAAGUACCGGCCGCGCAAGCCACGAUAUUUCAAUCGGGUACAAAUGGGUUACGAGUGGAAUAAAUAUAAUCAGACCCAUUAUGACCAUGAUAAUCCACCACCCAAGGUCGUACAAGGCUACAAGUUCAAUAUCUUUUAUCCCGAUCUCAUCGAUAAGGCGAAAGCGCCGACGUACCGUAUUGAGCGUGAGCACGGAAGGAAGCGUGGCCAGUCAUUUGCGGCAGCCGGUGAAGAAGACACUUGUCUCAUUCGAUUCAUGGCGGGACCUCCUUACGAAGACAUCGCAUUUCGAAUUGUUGACAAGGAAUGGGACUAUAGCGCUAAGAGAGAAAGAGGCUUCAAAAGCACCUUUGAUAAGGGCAUCCUACAACUGCAUUUCCAAUUCAAGAGAAUCUAUUAUCGGAAGUAA